Acanthoscelides obtectus is the source of this 570-nucleotide messenger RNA. Lineage: Eukaryota; Metazoa; Arthropoda; Insecta; Coleoptera; Chrysomelidae. The record is from the annotation of a GenBank genome assembly.
CACAAGUUAACAACACAAACAAAAAGUAGUGUCAUUUUUUAGGCACAUAUCCCCUCCAGUUAACCUAUCCUACCACAAUUAUUGUUGAUCAGCUUUUCCCGCGCAGAACGCAUAUCGGCGUCUUCGUGUCGUAGCAAGUCUUGUAUGCAUCCAAGUAGUGUAUGUAUCAGAACGAAACACUUUGUUUAUGCAAAAUAUGGAUCGUGAACAUUCUUAUGACCCAUAUGUAAGAGAACAACAAAGACUCAGACGCUUGUUUGAAGAAGUUUCGUCCGGGGAAGAAGAUCUACAAGAUCCUUUUGAAGAUGAUGGUGAGUUUGGCUCCGAUGAGGACUAUGUGCCUUCCGAAACAGGAGCAGAACUGUCUUCAUCAGAUACAGAUAAUCGGAAUCUAGACGAAAUGGAGGAUGAUAGUGACCGUGAGGGUGGCCUUUCAGCACCAGGGGAGGAAGCCGCCGACUACAAUGAAUCAAGUGACUGGCACCUAUACCAGACUUCAAUUUUGAUGUAACCAGCAAUCAAUGUAAAAUUCGAGAACAUUUUUACACUGCAGAUUAUGGAAUAUAUUCU